GGAACCGGUAUCCUCUGGACCAUCAGCUAGUGCUAUUGUCUUGCCUUCAUUCGCCUUCACUCUUCCCACUGCCCUUUCCUCUCAAAUGUUGCCCUUCAUUAUCCCAUUCUUAUUGAAGUUACAGCCGGUUGCUAGGAAAUUUCCCCUUUACGUUGAACUCAAAAUCCAGUUUGGGGACGACCCUCCGCUAUUUUUCCACUGUCUCAUUUUUCUCUGCAUGGUCGCAAUCGUAUGUCCCUCGCGAAUGCAGAAUUUAUCUUCGAUAUUUGGCCCACCAAUAGAUGAGAAGAGCACAAGUCAUCGAAUAAGACAUUCUCUCGUCAUCCAGACCAUCAUGAUUCACCGUUUCUUAAAGCCGUAAAGGUGAAUGUAAGAUUUUUUCGUUCCCUGAACCCUACAGCAAGAAAUGCGAAGCGUCGGAUGGACGAAAUGAAAAACACGCCAAC
This is a messenger RNA of Guyanagaster necrorhizus, 446 nucleotides long. RefSeq lists its product as uncharacterized. NCBI's taxonomy places the organism in Eukaryota, Fungi, Basidiomycota, Agaricomycetes, Agaricales, Physalacriaceae. The record is from RefSeq and is a predicted model, not a curated record. Bases 86 to 361 code for a protein of 91 amino acids. The transcript is spliced from 3 exons.